AUGAGAUCCCUUGAUGUUGAUUAUGUGUUGGUUGUUUUUGGUGGUGUUACUGGCUACUCUUCUGAUGACAUUAACAAAAAAGGAACCCGUUGGUCGCCUAUAGCUUUUAACAAAACCAAGAACAAACAUAUUCCAAAACCCAGCACCCACAGCAGGAGUAGCCCAAAGGAAAGAAGUGGUAAUUUCCAAUCCUCUUCUGUGACAAAAUUUAAACACUUGGUGGAGAAAAAAAAUUAUUCAAAUUUGUUGAGCAAUGUAGAGAUCUUGCUGGAUAUGAACCGGAUGUUAUCCUUUUUGUGUUUUUCCAAAAUUGAAGGUUUGGAGUUGUUGAUGGGUGUAAUUUACUUGGUGCCGAUGCACUUACAGAAUCUUAUGGAAGUUGUCAUGUGGCAUUGGUUCAUAGAGCCAAUCUUAGGUCUGAAAGAUAAGGAUAAAUUAGAAGAUAGUUUUCAUGAAGCUUUGGAAGAGAAGGUAAAUAAGUUGAAUUUGAAAGUUAUUAAAUAUACUCGCAGAAGGUGUUGCAAUAUUCGAGUCUCCCAUGUUGGCAGCCGUCAACAAAUUUUCAUAUUGGCAAAGUGGAUGGAGCCAAAAUCCAUAAAAGACAAAGAUGAAAGGAAAAGAAAACAGAAAUUCUCCGGGUAUUGGGAACAGAUGCAAGAAAUGCCAAAGCUUUUUAUAGGAGAGGUUGGACAUACAAAAGUUGAGGGAAACUUAAAGUUUUUGCUGACAAGAGAAAAAAAAAACGAACACAGCGCCAACGGAGGAAGAAGAGCAAUGUAUUUGCAAACUUGCAGGACAUCUUUUUUCCAUGUGCAUUCGUAUUAGUUUGAUUACACAUAUUUCCCUUUUUGUUGAUCAUAAUUGUUGAGGUUGGUGAUGCAGUUUUUAAGGUGCUUUCUAUCUCUGGAGAUACACUGUCUUAGUAGUGAAUAGUAGCGGAAAAAAUCAUCGCAUCCGACCCCCAAAAUACGGGGGUCCCCACCUAGUUCAAUUAAGUAAAUGUUAGGGAUUUGUUAAGUUACUUUAGUGCAACUCAUUAUUAAUUUACUAUAUAAACAUGAUUUUAUUGAUACAUAACGUAAGAAAAAUGUAUUUGGAAAUAUUAACAAGAUCAUUAAAAUAGUCUAAUUGUUGAAAAUGAUACACAAAUGUAUGUAUCACUUUAAACAAUUACACAAACAAAUAAAAAUAUUAUCUGCAUUUUCAAACCAAUACGAAUAUCGAAUAUCACUUAC
This is a messenger RNA of Lactuca saligna, 1235 nucleotides long. The record is from the annotation of a GenBank genome assembly. NCBI's taxonomy places the organism in Eukaryota, Viridiplantae, Streptophyta, Magnoliopsida, Asterales, Asteraceae.